AUGAAUUUAAACAAAUUCAAUGGUUCAAUAUUAUUUCAUCAUCAUAAUAUUAUUAUUAUUAUACAAGCAAUUAUUUUAUGCAUUGCUUGUUUCACUAUUGGUUCAUUAGAAGGCAAAUCAUACUCAUACACCUCACCAUCAUCAUCAUCAUCGGCAUCAUCGGGAUGGUCGAAAGUAAAUCUAUUCAUCAAUCGUACUAAAGAUUGGUCAUUGAAUCUCAAUAAUAUUCAUAAUCAUUAUAAUGUUAUCUAUGCCGAGAACAAUAUUCAUGAACCAGUGCAAAAACGUGCCGUGAAUGAUUUAGAAACCAAAAACGUACAAAAGCGUCAGGUAUCCAAUGUUGAAAACACGACAGAAAAUAUAACGAAUAAUAUAACAGAAAAUACAAGCGAGGAAACGGAACAAAAUGUACUUAUUUCUGAAACCAUAAUAUCAGAUAAUACGACGGCAUCGACAACCACGCACAUCGACACAACCACACCAAUCACAACGGCCACACUCAUCACAACACAAGCAACAACCAGCGACGCGCACACCACCACACUCGAACAAACCACAUCGCCACAAACAACACAAACACCGACAACACCCACAACACAGUCCGAAACUCACACGCCAACCACUGUUGCAACCACGCAGACUAGCACUGUCACACACACGGAAACGCCAGCCACCACACACGCCACAACCGAAUCAACAACGCCAACUCAAACACCCACAACCUCGACCACCACAAUUGUGACAACAUCGCCACCACCGACCACAGCUACACCGACACCGUCCACACCAACCACCAUCGCCACACCACAAUCACAAACAUCCACUGAGCAAAGCACAAUCACAACUGCAACAACACCAUUCUCUACAACCACCGACGCGCACACAGCUCAGUCGACGACCACAGCCCCAGUCACAACACCGGAGAGCACAACCACCACAACGCUCACACCCACUACCCAGCAUUCACAAACAGACACCACCACCCUGUUGACAACUCCGGCCACACCAACCGCUACGACGGCAUCGACAACCACGCACAUCGACACAACCACACCAAUCACAACGGCCACACUCAUCACAACACAAGCAACAACCAGCGACGCGCACACCACCACACUCGAACAAACCACAUCGCCACAAACAACACAAACACCGACAACACCCACAACACAGUCCGAAACUCACACGCCAACCACUGUUGCAACCACGCAGACUAGCACUGUCACACACACGGAAACGCCAGCCACCACACACGCCACAACCGAAUCAACAACGCCAACUCAAACACCCACAACCUCGACCACCACAAUUGUGACAACAUCGCCACCACCGACCACAGCUACACCGACACCGUCCACACCAACCACCAUCGCCACACCACAAUCACAAACAUCCACUGAGCAAAGCACAAUCACAACUGCAACAACACCAUUCUCUACAACCACCGACGCGCACACAGCUCAGUCGACGACCACAGCCCCAGUCACAACACCGGAGAGCACAACCACCACAACGCUCACACCCACUACCCAGCAUUCACAAACAGACACCACCACCCUGUUGACAACUCCGGCCACACCAACCGCUACGACGGCAUCGACAACCAUGCACAUCGACACAACCACACCAAUCACAACGGCCACACUCAUCACAACACAAGCAACAACCAGCGACGCGCACACCACCACACUCGAACAAACCACAUCGCCACAAACAACACAAACACCGACAACACCCACAACACAGUCCGAAACUCACACGCCAACCACUGUUGCAACCACGCAGACUAGCACUGUCACACACACGGAAACGCCAGCCACCACACACGCCACAACCGAAUCAACAACGCCAACUCAAACACCCACAACCUCGACCACCACAAUUGUGACAACAUCGCCACCACCGACCACAGCUACACCGACACCGUCCACACCAACCACCAUCGCCACACCACAAUCACAAACAUCCACUGAGCAAAGCACAAUCACAACUGCAACAACACCAUUCUCUACAACCACCGACGCGCACACAGCUCAGUCGACGACCACAGCCCCAGUCACAACACCGGAGAGCACAACCACCACAACGCUCACACCCACUACCCAGCAUUCACAAACAGACACCACCACCCUGUUGACAACUCCGGCCACACCAACCGCUACGACGGCAUCGACAACCAUGCACAUCGACACAACCACACCAAUCACAACGGCCACACUCAUCACAACACAAGCAACAACCAGCGACGCGCACACCACCACACUCGAACAAACCACAUCGCCACAAACAACACAAACACCGACAACACCCACAACACAGUCCGAAACUCACACGCCAACCACUGUUGCAACCACGCAGACUAGCACUGUCACACACACGGAAACGCCAGCCACCACACACGCCACAACCGAAUCAACAACGCCAACUCAAACACCCACAACCUCGACCACCACAAUUGUGACAACAUCGCCACCACCGACCACAGCUACACCGACACCGUCCACACCAACCACCAUCGCCACACCACAAUCACAAACAUCCACUGAGCAAAGCACAAUCACAACUGCAACAACACCAUUCUCUACAACCACCGACGCGCACACAGCUCAGUCGACGACCACAGCCCCAGUCACAACACCGGAGAGCACAACCACCACAACGCUCACACCCACUACCCAGCAUUCACAAACAGACACCACCACCCUGUUGACAACUCCGGCCACACCAACCGCUACGACGGCAUCGACAACCAUGCACAUCGACACAACCACACCAAUCACAACGGCCACACUCAUCACAACACAAGCAACAACCAGCGACGCGCACACCACCACACUCGAACAAACCACAUCGCCACAAACAACACAAACACCGACAACACCCACAACACAGUCCGAAACUCACACGCCAACCACUGUUGCAACCACGCAGACUAGCACUGUCACACACACGGAAACGCCAGCCACCACACACGCCACAACCGAAUCAACAACGCCAACUCAAACACCCACAACCUCGACCACCACAAUUGUGACAACAUCGCCACCACCGACCACAGCUACACCGACACCGUCCACACCAACCACCAUCGCCACACCACAAUCACAAACAUCCACUGAGCAAAGCACAAUCACAACUGCAACAACACCAUUCUCUACAACCACCGACGCGCACACAGCUCAGUCGACGACCACAGCCCCAGUCACAACACCGGAGAGCACAACCACCACAACGCUCACACCCACUACCCAGCAUUCACAAACAGACACCACCACCCUGUUGACAACUCCGGCCACACCAACCGCUACGACGGCAUCGACAACCACGCACAUCGACACAACCACACCAAUCACAACGGCCACACUCAUCACAACACAAGCAACAACCAGCGACGCGCACACCACCACACUCGAACAAACCACAUCGCCACAAACAACACAAACACCGACAACACCCACAACACAGUCCGAAACUCACACGCCAACCACUGUUGCAACCACGCAGACUAGCACUGUCACACACACGGAAACGCCAGCCACCACACACGCCACAACCGAAUCAACAACGCCAACUCAAACACCCACAACCUCGACCACCACAAUUGUGACAACAUCGCCACCACCGACCACAGCUACACCGACACCGUCCACACCAACCACCAUCGCCACACCACAAUCACAAACAUCCACUGAGCAAAGCACAAUCACAACUGCAACAACACCAUUCUCUACAACCACCGACGCGCACACAGCUCAGUCGACGACCACAGCCCCAGUCACAACACCGGAGAGCACAACCACCACAACGCUCACACCCACUACCCAGCAUUCACAAACAGACACCACCACCCUGUUGACAACUCCGGCCACACCAACCGCUACGACGGCAUCGACAACCAUGCACAUCGACACAACCACACCAAUCACAACGGCCACACUCAUCACAACACAAGCAACAACCAGCGACGCGCACACCACCACACUCGAACAAACCACAUCGCCACAAACAACACAAACACCGACAACACCCACAACACAGUCCGAAACUCACACGCCAACCACUGUUGCAACCACGCAGACUAGCACUGUCACACACACGGAAACGCCAGCCACCACACACGCCACAACCGAAUCAACAACGCCAACUCAAACACCCACAACCUCGACCACCACAAUUGUGACAACAUCGCCACCACCGACCACAGCUACACCGACACCGUCCACACCAACCACCAUCGCCACACCACAAUCACAAACAUCCACUGAGCAAAGCACAAUCACAACUGCAACAACACCAUUCUCUACAACCACCGACGCGCACACAGCUCAGUCGACGACCACAGCCCCAGUCACAACACCGGAGAGCACAACCACCACAACGCUCACACCCACUACCCAGCAUUCACAAACAGACACCACCACCCUGUUGACAACUCCGGCCACACCAACCGCUACGACGGCAUCGACAACCACGCACAUCGAGACAUCCAUACCGGUCACUACUCUUUCGCCUUCAAUUUUUGUCGCUUCUUCUUCAUCCACUCUGAAUUCUGCUAGCAGCUUAUCUAAUUUAUCUACAACCUCUUCACCGAAAUUGUCUUCAACUGCUAGUUCUACAGAUAUUUUCCGUCGUGUUUCUGCAUCCCUGCCUCCUUUAUCCUUCGAAUUGGCUGCAACGCUGCCUGUUUUUUUCAAUGCCGUUGAUUAUACUUCAGCAACCAUCCGUUUCUCUACCACCGUUGCCUCUGUCACUGUUUCUUCUUCCAAUUUCAUCUCAACAAAUUAUUGGAUUGAUUCAACAAUUUAUCAUCAAUCAAAUAAUACUGCAAUCGAUUGGGAUGUAUCAUAUGCUGAUAAAACAUCACUAAACUAUGCUACAUUAUCAACAAAAUAUUGUAAUAUUAUUAUGAAAAUUUUACAAAAAGCUCCACUUACUGCUAACAAACAAAAAGCUUGCAUAAAUGUUAUCUUUUCACCAAGACAAUUAUUAAUUAUUUGGGAAAAACGACAAGCUGCCUCCUCCAAUUCAUCAUCCAAUGUAGUUGGUGGUAAUGCAACUAUACAAAUUAAUUCCACAUCGAAUGAUGUCAUCAAUGCAAGUGAUUUUACAAAUACAUUCAUUACUACAUAUAAUACAAGUAGUGUGUCAAAUGAUACAAUACAAUUGUUUGAUAUACAAGCAGGACAACCAACAAUCACUACUGACCAAGUGACAUCGACAAAUGCAGGUGCAACAUUAUUCACUGUCUCUCCAUCCACCGCAUCAACCACCAUCAAUCCGAACGCAACCAUCAUCACACUAUCCACAACUGCACCACUCUCCACAACACCCUCCGUCGCAGCAAACUCCUCAACCACACCCACCAGCAUCACUGCAACACCGGCUACACAGAACACUACCACUCUACCAUCCACAAUCACUACUGAUUCACUCGCCACAACAACCACAUCUGUCACCACAGCGUCUCAGUCAACACCACUCUCAACUGGCACUGUGACCACAACGCCCAGCAACUCCACCGCAACUGCUGGUCCAACACUAUCCACUGUCUCUCCAUCCACCGCAUCAACCACCAUCAAUCCGAACGCAACCAUCAUCACACUAUCCACAACUGCACCACUCUCCACAACACCCUCCGUCGCAGCAAACUCCUCAACCACACCCACCAGCAUCACUGCAACACCGGCUACACAGAACACUACCACUCUACCAUCCACAAUCACUACUGAUUCACUCGCCACAACAACCACAUCUGUCACCACAGCGUCUCAGUCAACACCACUCUCAACUGGCACUGUGACCACAACGCCCAGCAACUCCACCGCAACUGCUGGUCCAACACUAUCCACUGUCUCUCCAUCCACCGCAUCAACCACCAUCAAUCCGAACGCAACCAUCAUCACACUAUCCACAACUGCACCACUCUCCACAACACCCUCCGUCGCAGCAAACUCCUCAACCACACCCACCAGCAUCACUGCAACACCGGCUACACAGAACACUACCACUCUACCAUCCACAAUCACUACUGAUUCACUCGCCACAACAACCACAUCUGUCACCACAGCGUCUCAGUCAACACCACUCUCAACUGGCACUGUGACCACAACGCCCAGCAACUCCACCGCAACUGCUGGUCCAACACUAUCCACUGUCUCUCCAUCCACCGCAUCAACCACCAUCAAUCCGAACGCAACCAUCAUCACACUAUCCACAACUGCACCACUCUCCACAACACCCUCCGUCGCAGCAAACUCCUCAACCACACCCACCAGCAUCACUGCAACACCGGCUACACAGAACACUACCACUCUACCAUCCACAAUCACUACUGAUUCACUCGCCACAACAACCACAUCUGUCACCACAGCGUCUCAGUCAACACCACUCUCAACUGGCACUGUGACCACAACGCCCAGCAACUCCACCGCAACUGCUGGUCCAACACUAUCCACUGUCUCUCCAUCCACCGCAUCAACCACCAUCAAUCCGAACGCAACCAUCAUCACACUAUCCACAACUGCACCACUCUCCACAACACCCUCCGUCGCAGCAAACUCCUCAACCACACCCACCAGCAUCACUGCAACACCGGCUACACAGAACACUACCACUCUACCAUCCACAAUCACUACUGAUUCACUCGCCACAACAACCACAUCUGUCACCACAGCGUCUCAGUCAACACCACUCUCAACUGGCACUGUGACCACAACGCCCAGCAACUCCACCGCAACUGCUGGUCCAACACUAUCCACUGUCUCUCCAUCCACCGCAUCAACCACCAUCAAUCCGAACGCAACCAUCAUCACACUAUCCACAACUGCACCACUCUCCACAACACCCUCCGUCGCAGCAAACUCCUCAACCACACCCACCAGCAUCACUGCAACACCGGCUACACAGAACACUACCACUCUACCAUCCACAAUCACUACUGAUUCACUCGCCACAACAACCACAUCUGUCACCACAGCGUCUCAGUCAACACCACUCUCAACUGGCACUGUGACCACAACGCCCAGCAACUCCACCGCAACUGCUGGUCCAACACUAUCCACUGUCUCUCCAUCCACCGCAUCAACCACCAUCAAUCCGAACGCAACCAUCAUCACACUAUCCACAACUGCACCACUCUCCACAACACCCUCCGUCGCAGCAAACUCCUCAACCACACCCACCAGCAUCACUGCAACACCGGCUACACAGAACACUACCACUCUACCAUCCACAAUCACUACUGAUUCACUCGCCACAACAACCACAUCUGUCACCACAGCGUCUCAGUCAACACCACUCUCAACUGGCACUGUGACCACAACGCCCAGCAACUCCACCGCAACUGCUGGUCCAACACUAUCCACUGUCUCUCCAUCCACCGCAUCAACCACCAUCAAUCCGAACGCAACCAUCAUCACACUAUCCACAACUGCACCACUCUCCACAACACCCUCCGUCGCAGCAAACACCUCAACCACACCCACCAGCAUCACUGCAACACCGGCUACACAGAACACUACCACUCUACCAUCCACAAUCACUACUGAUUCACUCGCCACAACAACCACAUCUGUCACCACAGCGUCUCAGUCAACACCACUCUCAACUGGCACUGUGACCACAACGCCCAGCAACUCCACCGCAACUGCUGGUCCAACACUAUCCACUGUCUCUCCAUCCACCGCAUCAACCACCAUCAAUCCGAACGCAACCAUCAUCACACUAUCCACAACUGCACCACUCUCCACAACACCCUCCGUCGCAGCAAACUCCUCAACCACACCCACCAGCAUCACUGCAACACCGGCUACACAGAACACUACCACUCUACCAUCCACAAUCACUACUGAUUCACUCGCCACAACAACCACAUCUGUCACCACAGCGUCUCAGUCAACACCACUCUCAACUGGCACUGUGACCACAACGCCCAGCAACUCCACCGCAACUGCUGGUCCAACACUAUCCACUGUCUCUCCAUCCACCGCAUCAACCACCAUCAAUCCGAACGCAACCAUCAUCACACUAUCCACAACUGCACCACUCUCCACAACACCCUCCGUCGCAGCAAACUCCUCAACCACACCCACCAGCAUCACUGCAACACCGGCUACACAGAACACUACCACUCUACCAUCCACAAUCACUACUGAUUCACUCGCCACAACAACCACAUCUGUCACCACAGCGUCUCAGUCAACACCACUCUCAACUGGCACUGUGACCACAACGCCCAGCAACUCCACCGCAACUGCUGGUCCAACACUAUCCACUGUCUCUCCAUCCACCGCAUCAACCACCAUCAAUCCGAACGCAACCAUCAUCACACUAUCCACAACUGCACCACUCUCCACAACACCCUCCCAAACAUCCUCAACCACACCCACCAGCAUCACUGCAACACCGGCUACACAGAACACUACCACUCUACCAUCCACAAUCACUACUGAUUCACUCGCCACAACAACCACAUCUGUCACCACAGCGUCUCAGUCAACACCACUCUCAACUGGCACUGUGACCACAACGCCCAGCAACUCCACCGCAACUGCUGGUCCAACACUAUCCACUGUCUCUCCAUCCACCGCAUCAACCACCAUCAAUCCGAACGCAACCAUCAUCACACUAUCCACAACUGCACCACUCUCCACAACACCCUCCGUCGCAGCAAACACCUCAACCACACCCACCAGCAUCACUGCAACACCGGCUACACAGAACACUACCACUCUACCAUCCACAAUCACUACUGAUUCACUCGCCACAACAACCACAUCUGUCACCACAGCGUCUCAGUCAACACCACUCUCAACUGGCACUGUGACCACAACGCCCAGCAACUCCACCGCAACUGCUGGUCCAACACUAUCCACUGUCUCUCCAUCCACCGCAUCAACCACCAUCAAUCCGAACGCAACCAUCAUCACACUAUCCACAACUGCACCACUCUCCACAACACCCUCCGUCGCAGCAAACUCCUCAACCACACCCACCAGCAUCACUGCAACACCGGCUACACAGAACACUACCACUCUACCAUCCACAAUCACUACUGAUUCACUCGCCACAACAACCACAUCUGUCACCACAGCGUCUCAGUCAACACCACUCUCAACUGGCACUGUGACCACAACGCCCAGCAACUCCACCGCAACUGCUGGUCCAACACUAUCCACUGUCUCUCCAUCCACCGCAUCAACCACCAUCAAUCCGAACGCAACCAUCAUCACACUAUCCACAACUGCACCACUCUCCACAACACCCUCCGUCGCAGCAAACACCUCAACCACACCCACCAGCAUCACUGCAACACCGGCUACACAGAACACUACCACUCUACCAUCCACAAUCACUACUGAUUCACUCGCCACAACAACCACAUCUGUCACCACAGCGUCUCAGUCAACACCACUCUCAACUGGCACUGUGACCACAACGCCCAGCAACUCCACCGCAACUGCUGGUCCAACACUAUCCACUGUCUCUCCAUCCACCGCAUCAACCACCAUCAAUCCGAACGCAACCAUCAUCACACUAUCCACAACUGCACCACUCUCCACAACACCCUCCGUCGCAGCAAACUCCUCAACCACACCCACCAGCAUCACUGCAACACCGGCUACACAGAACACUACCACUCUACCAUCCACAAUCACUACUGAUUCACUCGCCACAACAACCACAUCUGUCACCACAGCGUCUCAGUCAACACCACUCUCAACUGGCACUGUGACCACAACGCCCAGCAACUCCACCGCAACUGCUGGUCCAACACUAUCCACUGUCUCUCCAUCCACCGCAUCAACCACCAUCAAUCCGAACGCAACCAUCAUCACACUAUCCACAACUGCACCACUCUCCACAACACCCUCCGUCGCAGCAAACUCCUCAACCACACCCACCAGCAUCACUGCAACACCGGCUACACAGAACACUACCACUCUACCAUCCACAAUCACUACUGAUUCACUCGCCACAACAACCACAUCUGUCACCACAGCGUCUCAGUCAACACCACUCUCAACUGGCACUGUGACCACAACGCCCAGCAACUCCACCGCAACUGCUGGUCCAACACUAUCCACUGUCUCUCCAUCCACCGCAUCAACCACCAUCAAUCCGAACGCAACCAUCAUCACACUAUCCACAACUGCACCACUCUCCACAACACCCUCCGUCGCAGCAAACACCUCAACCACACCCACCAGCAUCACUGCAACACCGGCUACACAGAACACUACCACUCUACCAUCCACAAUCACUACUGAUUCACUCGCCACAACAACCACAUCUGUCACCACAGCGUCUCAGUCAACACCACUCUCAACUGGCACUGUGACCACAACGCCCAGCAACUCCACCGCAACUGCUGCUCCAACACUAUCCACUGUCUCUCCAUCCACCGCAUCAACCACCAUCAAUCCGAACGCAACCAUCAUCACACUAUCCACAACUGCACCACUCUCCACAACACCCUCCGUCGCAGCAAACACCUCAACCACACCCACCAGCAUCACUGCAACACCGGCUACACAGAACACUACCACUCUACCAUCCACAAUCACUACUGAUUCACUCGCCACAACAACCACAUCUGUCACCACAGCGUCUCAGUCAACACCACUCUCAACUGGCACUGUGACCACAACGCCCAGCAACUCCACCGCAACUGCUGGUCCAACACUAUCCACUGUCUCUCCAUCCACCGCAUCAACCACCAUCAAUCCGAACGCAACCAUCAUCACACUAUCCACAACUGCACCACUCUCCACAACACCCUCCGUCGCAGCAAACUCCUCAACCACACCCACCAGCAUCACUGCAACACCGGCUACACAGAACACUACCACUCUACCAUCCACAAUCACUACUGAUUCACUCGCCACAACAACCACAUCUGUCACCACAGCGUCUCAGUCAACACCACUCUCAACUGGCACUGUGACCACAACGCCCAGCAACUCCACCGCAACUGCUGGUCCAACACUAUCCACUGUCUCUCCAUCCACCGCAUCAACCACCAUCAAUCCGAACGCAACCAUCAUCACACUAUCCACAACUGCACCACUCUCCACAACACCCUCCGUCGCAGCAAACUCCUCAACCACACCCACCAGCAUCACUGCAACACCGGCUACACAGAACACUACCACUCUACCAUCCACAAUCACUACUGAUUCACUCGCCACAACAACCACAUCUGUCACCACAGCGUCUCAGUCAACACCACUCUCAACUGGCACUGUGACCACAACGCCCAGCAACUCCACCGCAACUGCUGGUCCAACACUAUCCACUGUCUCUCCAUCCACCGCAUCAACCACCAUCAAUCCGAACGCAACCAUCAUCACACUAUCCACAACUGCACCACUCUCCACAACACCCUCCGUCGCAGCAAACACCUCAACCACACCCACCAGCAUCACUGCAACACCGGCUACACAGAACACUACCACUCUACCAUCCACAAUCACUACUGAUUCACUCGCCACAACAACCACAUCUGUCACCACAGCGUCUCAGUCAACACCACUCUCAACUGGCACUGUGACCACAACGCCCAGCAACUCCACCGCAACUGCUGGUCCAACGCUAUCCACUGUCUCUCUAUCCACCGCUUCAUCUACCAUUAAUGCGAUCGGAAUUACCCAAAUUCUUCCUACUCUCUCUGGUAUCAUAGCGGAAGAACUGACCGGUUUAUUGAAUGUAACGACUAAAAUAACACAGAAUCCAACAACUGAAAACACAAGUGGCACAACAAAUAAUCAAGUGACAGCAACUUCUCCUACACUGACAAUAAUUACACCCUCCAACGCAACAUCCACACCACCACCACUGUCCUCUCUGGCCACUACCAGUGCUUCCGAUUCCCAAUUCACCGGAUCUACAACACCACGACCAACAUCCACUCCCUCGAACGACACUGCAUCACCGCCGACUCAGUCUUCCACACUCACAGCAUCACCAUCGUCAACUAACACACAAACGUCAGCUCCGUUCUCACAAGCAUCAGUCACGGCGUCCACAUCAUUCAACCUGUCACAGACUACUCACGCUGCAACUACAGCAACUUCUCCUACACUGACAAUAAUUACACCCUCCAACGCAACAUCCACACCACCACCACCACUGUCCUCUCUGGCCACUACCAAUGCUUCCGAUUCCCAAUUCACCGGAUCUACAACACCACGACCAACAUCCACUCCCUCGAACGACACUGCAUCACCGCCGACUCAGUCUUCCACACUCACAGCAUCACCAUCGUCAACUAACACACAAACGUCAGCUCCGUUCUCACAAGCAUCAGUCACGGCGUCCACAUCAUUCAACCUGUCACAGACUACUCACGCUGCAACUACAGCAACUUCUCCUACACUGACAAUAAUUACACCCUCCAACGCAACAUCCACACCACCACCACCACUGUCCUCUCUGGCCACUACCAGUGCUUCCGAUUCCCAAUUCACCGGAUCUACAACACCACGACCAACAUCCACUCCCUCGAACGACACUGCAUCACCGCCGACUCAGUCUUCCACACUCACAGCAUCACCAUCGUCAACUAACACACAAACGUCAGCUCCGUUCUCACAAGCAUCAGUCACGGCGUCCACAUCAUUCAACCUGUCACAGACUACUCACGCUGCAACUACAGCAACUUCUCCUACACUGACAAUAAUUACACCCUCCAACGCAACAUCCACACCACCACCACCACUGUCCUCUCUGGCCACUACCAAUGCUUCCGAUUCCCAAUUCACCGGAUCUACAACACCACGACCAACAUCCACUCCCUCGAACGACACUGCAUCACCGCCGACUCAGUCUUCCACACUCACAGCAUCACCAUCGUCAACUAACACACAAACGUCAGCUCCGUUCUCACAAGCAUCAGUCACGGCGUCCACAUCAUUCAACCUGUCACAGACUACUCACGCUGCAACUACAGCAACUUCUCCUACACUGACAAUAAUUACACCCUCCAACGCAACAUCCACACCACCACCACCACUGUCCUCUCUGGCCACUACCAGUGCUUCCGAUUCCCAAUUCACCGGAUCUACAACACCACGACCAACAUCCACUCCCUCGAACGACACUGCAUCACCGCCGACUCAGUCUUCCACACUCACAGCAUCACCAUCGUCAACUAACACACAAACGUCAGCUCCGUUCUCACAAGCAUCAGUCACGGCGUCCACAUCAUUCAACCUGUCACAGACUACUCACGCUGCAACUACAGCAACUUCUCCUACACUGACAAUAAUUACACCCUCCAACGCAACAUCCACACCACCACCACCACUGUCCUCUCUGGCCACUACCAAUGCUUCCGAUUCCCAAUUCACCGGAUCUACAACACCACGACCAACAUCCACUCCCUCGAACGACACUGCAUCACCGCCGACUCAGUCUUCCACACUCACAGCAUCACCAUCGUCAACUAACACACAAACGUCAGCUCCGUUCUCACAAGCAUCAGUCACGGCGUCCACAUCAUUCAACCUGUCACAGACUACUCACGCUGCAACUACAGCAACUUCUCCUACACUGACAAUAAUUACACCCUCCAACGCAACAUCCACACCACCACCACCACUGUCCUCUCUGGCCACUACCAGUGCUUCCGAUUCCCAAUUCACCGGAUCUACAACACCACGACCAACAUCCACUCCCUCGAACGACACUGCAUCACCGCCGACUCAGUCUUCCACACUCACAGCAUCACCAUCGUCAACUAACACACAAACGUCAGCUCCGUUCUCACAAGCAUCAGUCACGGCGUCCACAUCAUUCAACCUGUCACAGACUACUCACGCUGCAACUACAGCAACUUCUCCUACACUGACAAUAAUUACACCCUCCAACGCAACAUCCACACCACCACCACCACUGUCCUCUCUGGCCACUACCAGUGCUUCCGAUUCCCAAUUCACCGGAUCUACAACACCACGACCAACAUCCACUCCCUCGAACGACACUGCAUCACCGCCGACUCAGUCUUCCACACUCACAGCAUCACCAUCGUCAACUAACACACAAACGUCAGCUCCGUUCUCACAAGCAUCAGUCACGGCGUCCACAUCAUUCAACCUGUCACAGACUACUCACGCUGCAACUACAGCAACUUCUCCUACACUGACAAUAAUUACACCCUCCAACGCAACAUCCACACCACCACCACCACUGUCCUCUCUGGCCACUACCAGUGCUUCCGAUUCCCAAUUCACCGGAUCUACAACACCACGACCAACAUCCACUCCCUCGAACGACACUGCAUCACCGCCGACUCAGUCUUCCACACUCACAGCAUCACCAUCGUCAACUAACACACAAACGUCAGCUCCGUUCUCACAAGCAUCAGUCACGGCGUCCACAUCAUUCAACCUGUCACAGACUACUCACGCUGCAACUACAGCAACUUCUCCUACACUGACAAUAAUUACACCCUCCAACGCAACAUCCACACCACCACCACCACUGUCCUCUCUGGCCACUACCAGUGCUUCCGAUUCCCAAUUCACCGGAUCUACAACACCACGACCAACAUCCACUCCCUCGAACGACACUGCAUCACCGCCGACUCAGUCUUCCACACUCACAGCAUCACCAUCGUCAACUAACACACAAACGAAUGUUAGUGCAGCUUCUACGCUAUCGGUUUCGGUGCUGGAUCAGAAUUUGUCCUCGUCUUCAUCGCAAUUCGUUCAUUCAGUUACUGCGACAUUUUCAACUCCUCGUUCAUUGGAUUCUUUAAAUGCUUCAGACUCACCUGUUUUUACAUCCACUCCACUGUUUUCGACUUCCGCAUUUCUCUCUACGUCAAUAUCACGCUCGUCAUUAUCCGCUGGUAUUCCGCUUAUCAUCUCUACAACAAGUGUUUCCCCAUCCGUUGAUUCUUCGUCUUCGCAGGAGAUAUUACCUACUACUACUACACCGAAGCCUGCAACAACGACUGGAAGUACUACCGCUACUACAAAAGCACCGAAUAUCACAACAGCACAAGCACAAGUUGAAGUAGUGUCGACUACAACGACAACUCCGAAAACCACUGGUACAACAACACCUAGUUUUGAUGGAGUACCUACAUAUAGUUUUGUUGAAUUUUCUUUAGGAACACGACCAUCAACAGCAAUCACACCAGUUGCUCUACCAUUAGUCUCUACAAAAUUUGACAUUAAAUCAAAAAUCUAUAAUCAAGGUAAUGAUACACCAGUAGAAUGGAUUGAAGAGUAUAGUAAUACAAAUUCACCGGGUUAUGCUAAUUUAAAAUCAAAAUAUUGUGAUUUGUUAAUAUACUACUUACAACAAGGUGAUGAAAGUGCCACAAAUGGUGCCAGUUGUGAAAAAGUCACUUUUACACCAGUCACAUCAAAACGACCCGAUGGUACAGUAAUUCGAGCUGUACAAGCUGAUACAGUGAUGAGUGUACCAACCACUAUAGGUACACAAUUAACUGGUAGUCAACUUUAUGGUCUAUUUACAAAAGGAUACAAUAAAACAAACAGUUCACCAUCAUCAAUUAAGUUAGAUGCUUUAGAUGUUCAACGUUCUACUGGUACAGUAACAUGUUCACAAUUUACUAAUCCAUGUGGAGAACAUGCUACAUGUCGUGAUUCACCACCUGGUAUUACUUGCUUUUGUAAUUCAAUGUGGAAAGAUAUGAAUCCAAGUGAUCCUGGUAAACAGUGUGCUUUACAUCCAGCUGCAAUUGCAUUAAUCGCUUUAGCAGCAUUGCUGUUAUUGGCCGCAUUGAUUUUACUACUUAUCUGUCUACUACGUAGACGUCGUAGAAGGAAUAGUUCUAUUUUAGCAGCAACUGAUAUAGGAGCAUUGCAAAGAACAAGACGAACUAUGUCAUGGCAAUCCAAAUUAAGUAGAAAUAAAAUUGGACUUGAUGAUGAUGAUGAAUUACCUUCAUUACCUCGGGCCUCAGUGACAGGUAGUGGAUUUGGAUUAACACCGAUUCCAUCAUCGCCAGUUCCACCGACCGGUUUACCAAUGCCAUCUACUCCAGCAGGCAGUAACAUGAUUGGAGGUCUUCCACAAAUGGUUGGGAAUGCACUCCCUUCCGCAGCAUCAACACUACCAUUGAGUGGGAUCGGAAGUGGCUUACCAAGUAAUAUGGUCAGUGGUUUGCAACAGAUUCCAGCAUCGCCAGUUGUAGCGACGGGUUUACCGAUGCCACCUACUCCAGCAGCCAGUAAAAUGAUUGGAGGUCUUCCACAAAUGGUCGGGAAUGCAUUCCCUUCCGCAACAUCAACACUACCAUUGAGUGGGAUCGGAAGUGGUUUACCAAGUAAUAUGGUCAGUGGUUUGCAACAGAUUCCAGCAUCACCAUUUGCACGUGGUGCAAGUAUGCCGUUUUCUGCUUUGGGUAAUAAUAUGACUGGUAAUCUUUCUCAGAUCCUUGGAACGACAACUGGACUGACAGGCACAACACUUUCUUCCAACACAGUCGACAGAAUCGUGCCUCGGGGUUUGUCCAAAGUGACAACUGCAGUCCCCUCUCCACAAACUCUAUCGACAAAUAUGCAAAUUCCUAAAUCUGCAACUACAUUUAAUAAGUUAACCAAUGCAUCACAAUUAAUACCGCAAACUACCACAAUUAAUCCAUCCAUUCCUCAAAAUUCAUCGGUCAAUACAAAUAUAUUCAAUUUUGAACGUCUAGAUUGA
Schistosoma turkestanicum is the source of this 16677-nucleotide messenger RNA. The record is from the annotation of a GenBank genome assembly. Lineage: Eukaryota; Metazoa; Platyhelminthes; Trematoda; Strigeidida; Schistosomatidae.